Molecule: messenger RNA, 636 nt
Organism: Funneliformis geosporum
Lineage: Eukaryota; Fungi; Glomeromycota; Glomeromycetes; Glomerales; Glomeraceae
Source: the annotation of a GenBank genome assembly
AUGGUAAAUCCGACUCACGACCAAAGGUUUAUAGACCUAUGGUUAGAGGUAACUAAGCCUCAAUCAUGGGCUAGUAUAUUUUAUCUUUCAUUCUGGUUUCCAUUAUGGACUAUAUUUUGCUUUGUAUGGAUAUUAAGUACUUGUGUGAUAAGUAUCGCUUCUUUGAUAAUCCCCCCUUUGGGAUAUUUCAUGUGUAUAGGAUCUGUCAUGUCUUGGAGAUCUAUGGCGAGGAUUGAAUUGAUCACGAUAUCAUUUUGCACGAACCCUUCUCGAUUUCUUGAGGACGGUGUUAAAGAGAUCACUAAUAGGAAACCAUUACAGGCCAUCACAAAAAUUUCAUCCACUCAAACCGAAUUUCAAGGAUAUAUACAUUUUGGUGUUAAAUAUUGUUAUAAUCAAUAUACCGUAGAAUGUUUAUAUUAUUUUUUAAUAACCAAACCGUUUGGGAUGAUAUUAAAUAUUGUAUUGAUUCCGUUCUUUCUUGUGAUUAGCUUACCACCAUUUACAAUAUUGGGAUUACCAUAUACCUGUAAACGUUGUAAACAACAUGGUUUUAAUAUAGUUGAAGGUGCAAGAUCCGUAUUGGUACCUCAGUGGAAUUCAAAUUCACCAAAUCAAAACCAAGGAAAUGUAUGA